AUGCUUUAUAAACUUGGCAAAAGCCUAAAAGCAAAGGAAUAUGUUGAGAAGGCCCUUGCCAUAACAACCAAAAUUGGCGACAGAAGCGGAGAAGCAUCAUGUUAUGGAAACUUAGGUACUGUGUUUGAGUCCCUUGGCCAAUACGACAAGGCUGAAGAGUAUCUCCAAAAAGCACUUGUCAUCACAACUGAAAUUGGCGACAGAGAAGGGGAGGCAACUAACUAUGGAAACCUAGGUACUGUGUUUAAGUCGCUUGGCCAAUACGACAAGGCUGAAGAAUAUCACCAAAAAGCGCUUGUCAUCAGAACUGAAAUUGGCGACAGAGGAGGGGAGGCAUCAUGUUAUGGAAACCUCGGUACUGUGUUUAAGUCGCUUGGCCAAUACGACAAGGCUGAACAGUAUCUCCAAAAAGCGCUAAUCAUCACAACUGAAAUUGGCGACAGAGAAGGGGAGGCAACUAACUAUGGAAUCCUAGGUACUGUGUUUAAGUCGCUUGGCCAAUACGACAAGGCUGAAGAGUAUCUCCAAAAAGCGCUAGUCAUCACAACUGAAAUUGGCGACAGAGAAGGUGAAGCAACUAACUAUGGAAACCUAGGUACUGUGUUUACGUCGCUUGGCCAAUACGACAAGGCUGAAGGUUAUCUCCAAAAAGCGCUUGUCAUCAAAACUGAAAUUGGCGACAGAGAAGGGGAAGCAUCAUGUUAUGGAAACCUAGGUACUGUGUUUACGUCGCUUGGCCAAUAUGACAAGGCUGAAGAGUAUCUCCAAAAAGCGCUUGUCAUCACAACUGAAAUUGUCGACAGAGAAGGGAAAGCAUCAUGUUAUGGAAACCUAGGUACUGUGUUUGAGUCGCUUGGCCAAUACGACAAGGCUGAAGAGUAUCUCCAAAAAGCGCUUCUCAUCACAACUGAAAUUGGCGACAGACAAAAGGAAACAUCAUGUUAUGGAAACCUAGGUACUGUGUUUCUGUCCGUUGGCCAAUACGAAAAGGCUGAAGAGUAUCUCCAAAAAGCACUAGUCAUCACAACUGAAAUUGGCGACAGAGAAGGGGAGGCAACUAACUAUGGAAACCUAGGUACUGUGUUUACGUCGCUUGGCCAAUACGACAAGGCUGAAGAGUAUCUCCAAAAAGCGCUUGUCAUCAGAACUGAAAUUGGCGACAGAGGAGGGGAAGCAUCAUGUUAUGGAAACCUAGGUACUGUGUUUGAGUCGCUUGGCCAAUACGACAAGGCUGAAGAGUAUCUCCAAAAAGCGCUUGUCAUCACAACUGAAAUUGGCGACAGAAAAGGGGAAGCAUCAUGUUAUGGAAACCUAGGUACUGUGUUUGAGUCGCUUGGCCAAUACGACAAGGCUGAAGAGUAUCUCCAAAAAGCACUUGUCAUCAGAACUGAAAUUGGCGACAAAAAAGGGGAAGCAUCAUGUUAUGGAAACCUAGGUACUGUGUUUAUGUCCGUUGGCCAAUACGACAAGGCUGAAGAGUAUCUCCAAAAAGCGCUUGUCAUCACAACUGAAAUUGGCGACAGAGAAGGGGAGGCAGCUAACUAUGGAAACCUAGGUACUAUGUUUGUGUCGCUUGGCCAAUACGACAAGGCUGAAGAGUAUCUCCAAAAAGCGCUUGUCAUCACAACUGAAAUUGGCGACAGAGAAGGGGAGGCAACUAACUAUGGAAACCUAGGUACUGUGUUUAAGUCGCUUGGCCAAUACGACAAGGCUGAAGAGUAUCUCCAAAAAGCGCUUGUCAUCACAACUGAAAUUGUCGAAAGAGAAGGGGAAGCAUCAUGUUAUGGAAACCUAGGUACUGUGUUUGAGCUGCUUGGCCAAUACGACAAGGCUGAAGAGUAUCUCCAAAAAGCGCUAGUCAUCACAACUGAAAUUGGCGACAGACAAAAGGAAGCAUCAUGUUAUUGAAACCUAGGUACUGUGUUUCUGUCCGUUGGCCAAUACGACAAGGCUGAAGAGUAUCUCCAAAAAGCGCUUGUCAUCAGAACUGCAAUUGGCGACAGAAAAGGGGUAGCAUCGUGUUAUGGAAACCUAGGUACUGUGUUUCUGUCCGUUGGCCAAUACGACAAGGCUGAAGAGUAUCUCCAAAAAGCACUAGUCAUCACAACUGAAAUUGGCGACAGAGAAGGGGAGGCAACUAACUAUGGAAACCUAGGUACUGUGUUUACGUCGCUUGGCCAAUACGACAAGGCUGAAGGUUAUCUCCAAAAAGCGCUUGUCAUCAAAACUGAAAUUGGCGACAGAGAAGGGGAAGCAUCAUGUUAUGGAAACCUAGGUACUGUGUUUGAGUCGCUUGGCCAAUACGACAAGGCUGAAGAGUAUCUCCAAAAAGCGCUUGUCAUCACAACUGCAUUUGGCGACAGAAAAGGGGUAGCAUCAUGCUAUGGAAACCUAGGUACUGUGUUUAAGUCGCUUGGCCAAUACGACAAGGCUGAAGAGUAUCUCCAAAAAGCGCUUGUCAUCACAACUGAAAUUGGCGACAGAGAAGGGGAAGCAUCAUGUUAUGGAAACCUAGGUACUGUGUUUGAGUCGCUUGGCCAAUACGACAAGGCUGAAGAGUAUCUCCAAAAAGCGCUAGUCAUCACAACUGAAAUUGGCGACAGAGAAGGGGAGGCAACUAACUAUGGAAACCUAGGUAGUGUGUUUGAGUCGCUUCGCCAAUACGACAAGGCUGAAGAGUAUCUCCAAAAAGUGCUAGUCAUCACAACUGAAAUUGGCGACAGACAAAAGGAAGCAUCAUGUUAUGGAAACCUAGGUACUGUGUUUAAGUCGCUUGGCCAAUACGACAAGGCUGAAGAGUAUCUCCAAAAAGCGCUUGUCAUCACAACUGAAAUUGGCGACAGAGAAGGGGAGGCAACUAUCUAUGGAAACCUAGGUACUGUGUUUGAGUCGCUUAGCCAAUACGACAAGGCUGAAGAGUAUCUCCAAAAAGCGCUAUUCAUCACAACUGAAAUUGGCGGCAGACAAAAGGAAGCAUCAUGUUAUGGAAACCUAGGUACUGUGUUUCUGUCCGUUGGCCAAUACGACAAGGCUGAAGAGUAUCUUCAAAAAGCGCUUCUCAUCAGAACUGCAAUUGGCGACAGAAAAGGGGUAGCAUCAUGUUUUGAAACCUAGGUACUGUGUUUACGUCGCUUGGCCAAUACGACAAGGCUGAAGAGUAUCUCCAAAAAGCGCUUGUCAUCACAACUGAAAUUGGCGACAGAGAAGGGGAAGCAUCAUGUUAUGGAAACCUAGGUACAGUGUUUGAGUCGCUUGGCCAAUACGACAAGGCUGAAGAGUAUCUCCAAAAAGCGCUAGUCAUCACAACUUAAAUUGGCGACAGACAAAAGGAAGCAUCGUGUUAUGGAAACCUAGGUACUGUGUUUCUGUCCGUUGGCCAAUACGACAAGGCUUAAGAGUAUCUCCAAAAAGCGCUUCUCAUCAAAACUGAAAUUUCAAUUCUAUUUUCAAUUCUAUCAUUGGUCACAAAAGUGUGACGUACAAAACCGAAAUUCAUCCCCCCACCUCUCCCUUCCUCAAAAGAAAUAUGAAAAACUAUUAAGCAUGUGAUAACAAGUGAUGUGGUUAUGUUGGAGCAAAUUACCGAUCCACUCCGUCCGUUUUCUUUUUUUUUUUUUUUCCUUUUUUUGUUUAGUAUUGUGUUAAUAAAAAUAAUGUUUCCCUGAUAACAGGAGAGGGUUGCAAUGCAAACUUAACAGCAGAAGCCAUGACACCUUUCAUGAGCUUCGCCUUACUUGUUGCCCGGUUCUUGCUCAACUCAGAUCGCAUUCAGAAAGCCAUUGAGAUAUGCAGCGAAUGUCUCCAAAAAGCGCUUGUCAUCGCAACUGAAAUUGGCGACAGAGAAGGGGAAGCAUCAUGUUAUGGAAACCUAGGUACUGUGUUUAAGUCGCUUGGCCAAUACGACAAGGCUGAGGAGUAUCUCCAUAAAGCGCUUGUCAUCACAACUGAAAUUGGCAACAGAGAAGGGGAAGCAUCAUGUUAUGAAAACCUAGGUACUGUGUUUAAGUCGCUUGGCCAAUACGACAAGGCUGAAGAGUAUCUCCAAAAAGCGCUUGUCAUCACAACUGAAAUUGGCGACAGAGGAGGGGAGGCAACUAACUAUGGAAACCUAGGUACUAGAACUGUUGGUGAUUUUUAAGCUUCGGAAGUAUGCUUGGAGAAAGCCUUAUUAAUAUCCAGAGAUAUUGGAGAUGGAAGAAAAGAGUUCGAAAUCCUCGGAAGCUACGCCGUUUUGUAUUUGUACCAAUAUAAAAUCAAAGACUCCCUGUCGUGUCUUCAUCUGUGCAUUGAAAAGUAUGAGGAGCUGAGAUAUUUCUUGGGCGCCAAUGAUCAGUUCAAAACAUCAUUACUGGAGGACACAGGAAUAUUUCCUUACAAACUGCUUUGUGCUUUGCUUUGUGCCACCGGAAAUGCUCGGGAUGCUAUUUAUGUUGAGGAGUUGGGUCGAGCUAGAGGCCUAUCAGACUUAAUGGCAGAGAAGUACUCGGUUGAAACGCACAUAUCUGCUAAUCCACAAUCUUGGUUUGGCAUUGAGAACAUUUUUAGAGGGAAAAAUAACUGUACUUGCCUGUAUAUUUCUUAUUUUCGCAAUCAUCUGCAUUUGUGGAUCUUGAAAACAAGUGGAGUCCUUCACCAUAGAAGAAUUUCACCAGAAGAUAAUCUAGUUCAGGCUGGGUUGCCCAAAGAUUUACCUUACUUGAGUAAAUUUUUGGAUGAUAAUUUCCGGAGUCUUGGUAUUUUGCCCACUAAAGAUUGUGAAGAUCGGUCUUUAAAUACGAUUAAAUUGCAACCUCUCUCCCCCGCGCAAAAGAGCUCAGCAAGAUUACGACUCGUGGAGGAGGUCGAGGACGAAGACGAGGACGAGAAAGUGAUUUCAAGUCUACAUUUAUGUUACAAAAUGUUCAUUGCCCCCGUUUAUGAUUUGCUUGAUGAGCCUGAAGUCAUUAUUGUUCCUGACCGCAGGUUGUACAAAGUUCCCUUUGCUGCCCUGAGUGAAAAGGAAGGAGCCGAAUACUUGUCAGAGACUCAUAAGAUCCGUAUCAUUCCUUCGUUGACAACACUCAAGAACAUUCAAGAUAGUCCAGAGGACUAUCACAGCAACACUGGUGCCUUGGUAAUAGGCAAUCCCAAGGUUAAUUGGCUGCAACCAUUGCCAGCUGCAAGAAAGGAAGCGGAGAUGGUCGGACGAUUGGUGGGUGUUCCGCCUCUAGUUGAAGAGAAAGCAACGAAGCAGGCGGUACUUGAGUGGAUAAGUUCAGUGAGCUUGAUACAUUUUGCUGCCCAUGGUGACGCGGAAAGAGGAGAAAUUGCACUCUCCCCCAUUCCUACUCCCAACAGUCAAAACGCUAUCCCGAAGGAAGCUUACAUGUUGACGAUGGCUGAUAUCUCACGAGUGAAAGUCAGACCUAAACUGGUGGUACUUAGCUGCUGUCACAGUGGAAGUGGAGAGAUAAGAGCCGAGGGAGUUAUAGGAAUUGCCCGUGCGUUCUUAGGAUCCGGUGCUCGCUCGGUGUUGGUUGCGCUGUGGGCCAUUCCAGACUCAGCAACAGAGCAGCUGAUGAGUCGGUUCUACGAACACCUCAUUGAAGGUGGAAGUGCCAGUGAAUCCCUUCAUCAUGCCAUGAAGUGGAUGAGAAAAAACGGCUUGAACAAAAUGUCUGAGUGGGCUUCGUUUACGCUGAUUGGAGAUGAUGUG
Molecule: messenger RNA, 5695 nt
Organism: Pocillopora meandrina
Lineage: Eukaryota; Metazoa; Cnidaria; Anthozoa; Scleractinia; Pocilloporidae
Source: the annotation of a GenBank genome assembly